This is a messenger RNA of Rhizophagus irregularis DAOM 181602=DAOM 197198, 4779 nucleotides long. RefSeq lists its product as uncharacterized. Gene Ontology annotation, molecular function: protein binding. Gene Ontology annotation, biological process: vacuolar acidification. NCBI's taxonomy places the organism in Eukaryota, Fungi, Glomeromycota, Glomeromycetes, Glomerales, Glomeraceae. Gene Ontology annotation, cellular component: RAVE complex. The record is from RefSeq and is a predicted model, not a curated record.
UUUGAAAAGUUUAAAUUAUUUCGUGUCUCCCUUUUACGAUUUUCAUUCUUUUUUGAUUUUUGUUCCAAUUUCCUAGCGUUGUGUGAAUUAUAUAAUGUUACUUAAGCAAGUUUGUCCUGGAAAGUCUAAUGGACUUGUCCAAAGCUUUCAUACGGCAUACUGGGAGAAUUCUCGUUACCUUAUAUAUGGUACAGGGAAUAAACUUGUAAUUUAUAGUGGACUUUCGGAAUUGGUUCAAACAAUAAAUGCCUCCGAAUUUUUAGAGGAGGAAUCGAAUAAAGAAAUAAUUUUUUCCGCAGAGUUAUCAGAAUUUGAUGGAAAGAUUGCUAUAACAAUUGGAACAAAUGUGCUUAUAUUUAAACCAGAUCAAGAUGAUAAAACCAUGAAAAUUCGAUGGUCUUUAUUGAAAAUACUGAAACAUGAUUAUUCUGUGUUUUGCACUUCAUGGAGUUUAAUUAAUGGUCAACUCUUGGUGGGUGGAGAAGCUAUUGUUCAUUGGGAACAAAAUAAGUCUAAUGAAGAGAAUCGUAGUAAAUGGAACAAAUUAUGGGAACAAAGCGUUGCUUCUAAAAUAAUUCAUAUUGAAGUAUCACAAGAUUCUACAUUAAUUGCUACUGUUGGAGAGUAUGAUAGAUUUGUGAAAAUUUGGUGUUGUCAAAAAAAUGAUGGCAAGGAACGAAAAUAUAAAUUUCAUUAUUUGCCACAUCCAAGAUCAGUAACCAACUUUUCAUGGCGGAAAGGUCCACAUGAACAAAUAAAUUCACAAGGGAGCAAUAUUCUCUUAACAGUUUGCAAGGAUGGAUUAUGUAGAAUAUGGGCUGCAACAAACCCUGAUGAACCUCAUAAUCUUUAUAUAUGUACAGUUGUCGACCCCGAACAAUCAUUGGUUACACUUCCUUCCUUAGAAGAAGAGAGAAUCUGUCAUAAACAUUUUGAUUGUUUUUCGCCCAUUCAUUGGAUACAUCCAAGAGAAUUUUUGAUAUCUGUAAAAUUAGCUAUAGAUUCCUUUGAAAAUGAAAACAAUGAAACAGAACGGUCCUGUAUAAAUGAUGGAUUAAAGAAGUUAAAAACCCUCGCAAAAGAUACACCUGAUUUGUUUUAUCAGGUUCAACAAGAUGGUUCUAUCGUUAUUUGGGGAAUAAGGAAUAUUUAUUGUAGGCCCAGACGGAUUCCAAAAGUUCUCGUCUUAUUUCGUGCAUCUCAGGUGCUUUCACCAUCAGAAUCGGAUUAUUUUCAUGGAAGUACAUUUGUGUUUCAUGAUAAUACAAGUCCGGAUUUUAAGAGCACUUCGGUGGAACUUACAAUAUUGGCUCAAAGUCCGCAAGGUUAUAUUAGCAGAUAUUCAAUUCGUCUCGUUGAUAUGUUCGAAAAUUUGCAAUCAAUUCCGUUAGAAUUAAAAUAUUUAUGGACUGGACAUCAUAAUGAUAUAAAAGCUAUCAUUAAAUCUUCUGGAACUGACAGCUUCGUUUCACUUGCUAGUGAUGAAGGAGCAAUCCUGUGGGAUUUUACGAAGCCUGAGAUAUCACAGCUUGUUAAUCAAGUUAGCCCAAAAAUUAUUGAAAAAACUACUGUUCCGAUGAAACAAAUUAAGCUUGUAUGUGUGCUUCCAGAAGGAAAAUGUGUUGUUGCACAUGACGGAAUUCAAAUUGUCCUUUUCAUAUUCGACGAUAGAAAUGAUUUUACUCAAAAGAUUGUUUUUAAUGAUUAUGAUGCUUCUUAUGAACUGCUCUUGUUAUCUUCUUAUAAACAUAAAACUUCCUCGUCUACUCCUACUUAUAUUGUUGGAGUAAGCUCUCAUAAGAAUACAAUUUUUUGUUGGAAAUUUUUUUUUGACAAAGGUUCAAAAGUUGACUUGGUUUCGAAGGCUUCUCUUCCUAUUAACAGUCAGAUUAAACUGGCUGUAUCUGUUGAACAGUGGGCGGGGUCUAAUAAAAGAUGUUAUCCAUCAAGUGACUUAUCUCCUCCUAUAUUAUUGACAUAUUCUGAUGAUGGAUGUAUCAUGUAUUGGCAAUUAAAUAUGAAAUAUGAUAGCAAUAACCUUGAUGCUAAUAAAGAAUUAUGGAUGAAAGAAGUUGUUUAUGACAUCGGAACCAAAGAGCCAAUGUUAAUCAAAUGUGGUCCACAGGGGAGAGCUGCAAUUGUUAUGAAAAAAGGAAAUAAUUAUGAAAUGACGAUAUGGGAAUGCAUAACUAAAAGAUUGCCAUCUGCAAAAGAUUUUAUAGAAGAAUUUAGUGAAAAAAUUGUUGAUAUAGGUUGGCUUUUCACUUCUAAUGCUGAGAUUGUAUUAGCUAUAUCAACGUCGCGAAAAAUUUGUAUUUAUACUCAACUUCGUAAACACCAUGUUUCCGGACGAAGUUCUUGGAUUAUGUUUUCAGAAAUUGAGAACAAUUCUGCAUUACCAAUUUCUGCUAUAUCUUGGGAAAAUUUGGGUUCACUUAUUGUAGCUAAUUGUAAUCAAUUACGUUGUUAUGACAAGUGGUUAACAGAAGAAAAUAUGGAAAAAGUUUCUAGUAUAACUGGGGUUAAUCAAAAAAAGUAUCCUACAUUGUUUCAUGUUGUUGACCAUUUGAAUGGUCCAUUACCACAUUAUCAUCCAACGUUUCUUUUAGAAUACAUUAUGUGGGAUCAAAUGGAUUUGGUGAAGCAGAUUUUUGCCCACCUUUAUAAAUUUCUUAUAAUUUUGGAUAGAACAAAUAAACCUAUUGAACGAAUUCUUCCCUUACCAUUUGACAAAUUUUUCCAGGAUAACAUGUCAACAGCAUCAACGAAAACUACUCGCUAUAAUGUUCUUUUUGGAGAAGACAGUGAUGAAGAAGGAUCUCAAGAAAAUUUACUUGAAUUUACUGAAAAAGAAGCUAAUUUUUUGAUUGAAAAAUUACAAGUCAUUUCAUUACCUGACUUAUCACCCGUUGAACAAGCGCAAUUAUUAGCUUUAGUUAAUACCAUAAAUCAGGUAGAAAAUCAAAAACGAAGUUUGGACGAAAAUGGUGUUCGAUACGUAAUAUUUAUGCGACGGUAUCAUUAUUUAAAUAAAAUAUCCUUUGGUAUACGGUCGCCUGGUUUAAAUUAUCGAGAUAUGAACUGGGCAUUGCAUAGUAAUUCUCAGGAUCUUUUAAUAGAAUACAGCAUCCAAGCAUCUGGUGGAAAAUUUUUAUGGAAAGAUGCAAGAAUACAUGGUAUCUUUUUAUGGCUUCGAAGUAAUGAAUCAGUUCGACAACAAAUGGAAAACGUGGCUCGUAAUCAUUAUAUGUUGAAAGAAGAGAGAGAUCCAACAGAUUGCUCUCUUUUCUAUAUGGCAUUACGGAAAAAGAAAUUAUUGUUAGGUUUAUGGAAAACCGCCAAUACUCAUAGAGAGCAAGCGAUCAUGUUGAAAUUUCUUAUAAAUGAUUUUACCGAACCCAGAUGGAAAACAGCAGCUUUAAAAAACGCUUAUGCUCUGUUGGGCAAACAACGUUAUGGAUAUGCGGCUGCUUUCUUUCUUCUUGGUGAUCAGUUAAAAGAUGCUGUUAAUGUAUGCUUAAAACAUUUGGAUGACUUUCAAUUAGCUAUUGCUAUUACUAGAGUUUAUGAGGGUGAGGAUGGUCCUAUUUUGAAGAGCAUAUAUGAAGAUUAUAUUAUUCCUCUAGCCAUUAGAACAGGGGAUCGAUGGUUAGCCAGUUUGGCUUUUUGGUCAUUGAAUCAAAGAGAUAAAGCUGUGAAAGCUAUUAUGGUACCUUUGGAAACUCUGUGCGACAAGAAAGUAGAAACAACACCCUUAACCACUGAUUCUCCUGAUGCAGCUUUGGUAGUUUUAUACAAACAAUUAAAAGAUAAAUCCAUUCAAACACUGAGAGGGGCAGCAGAAAUUUCAUCAAAAACGGAAUAUUUCUUCGUGUUAAGAAGUAUUUUUGCUUAUGAUCGUAUGGGAUGUCCACUGUUAGCUCUUCAUCUCGUAAGAACAUGGACUUUUUCACAACAAUCAGAUCCAAAAAGGCCUGAUCAUAUUUUAAAAUCUAGACGCAGAACAACUAUUUUUGACAUACCAAUGGCAGAUAGUGAUGGUGAUGAUGUUAUUUCGAAAGGUGUUGUUAAUUUUGAUACAUGGGAUUGGAAUGAACCAAUUUCACCAGUUUCUUCAAAAUUUAGUAAACAUAUAACAGAUAAAUCCGAUGACCUUUUUACAGAAGAGCCAAGUCCCUUAGUUAGUCCUGUUACGCCUAGAAGAAUAUCGUUUAAUGAUAAUUCAUUUAAAGAUUCAACAAAUGAAGAAGAUAUAUGGGGAUGGAAUACUCCCGGACAUUAUCAAAAAUUAAACUCGUAUAAUUCAAAAAAUACUGAUAUUUUUGCUAACAAUAAUGAAGAAACUCUUGGUAAAGGUGAUAUCGAAAAUGAUGCAGGAAAUAAUGCUACAUUACUAUAUGAUGUAGAUUUUUAUGAUUAUAAAGUUUCUUUGGUUAAAAGAUUAUGUCAACAAUUAUUGGAUGUAGCAAUGGCUGUUCAAGAAAAUCCAGAAUUAUUUGAGCAUUCUUAUUAUAUUGAUUAUAUUAAUAGGGCCGAACAAGGAUUAAUAACCAUAUGUGAAAAUGUUAAAGUUCCAAUAUCAGAUAUAAAAGAAUCACUAUUAUUAUAUCCUUUAUAAAAAUAUUAGUAUGUUUAUUAUAUAAUCUGCAAUAUUUAUCUUUAACUCCUUUUUUUUUUGAUUUGUACUAGGUGUAUUGAAACGGAUUCGUACAAUCUUCUAAAAUAUUUAAAAUAUUUCCAACCUCUUGAUUCGACAAACGACGGUAAUUAAAUUCUUGG